Talpa occidentalis (Iberian mole) is the source of this 1725-nucleotide messenger RNA. It is a transcript of the gene GTF2H2C, whose product is annotated as GTF2H2 family member C. The transcript is spliced from 17 exons. Lineage: Eukaryota; Metazoa; Chordata; Mammalia; Eulipotyphla; Talpidae. The record is from RefSeq and is a predicted model, not a curated record. Gene Ontology annotation, cellular component: transcription factor TFIIH core complex; transcription factor TFIIH holo complex. Gene Ontology annotation, molecular function: zinc ion binding. The coding region runs from base 386 to 1609 and encodes 407 amino acids. Gene Ontology annotation, biological process: regulation of transcription by RNA polymerase II; DNA-templated transcription; nucleotide-excision repair.
UUAGGGUUUUGUGCAGAGCUGAGGCGGGGGCCGCCGCUUGGGGUUCUCCGGCAAGGAGGGGACUUCGAGUCGGGUUGCAGGCUGAAUGACCUCGUCCUAUUUCGUAGGGAUGUGAGGGGCCUCGUGGAGGCGGGAGGGCUUUAUCCGUCUGGGGAGCUGCACAGAAGCCCCUGGGGAACGACCGUUCUCUAAGCUAGAGCGCCAAUUUUGGGAAUUGUGGUUCUGGUUUCGAAUUUGUGACCGGCCUCCUGCUCUGUGGCCUCGAGAGAGUUACCACCUUUGCGCCUCGAGUUCCACAUCUUUAAGGCCGGAACAGCAAUCACCCUUGCCUGUUUCACAGCGCUUGGCAGGGAUUUUGAAUAAUAUAAUACAAUUUGGAAAAAAGAUGGAUGAAGAACCUGAAAGAACUAAGCGGUGGGAAGGAGGCUAUGAAAGAACAUGGGAGAUACUUAAAGAAGAUGAAUCAGGAUCACUUAAAGCUACCAUAGAAGACAUUCUCUUUAAAGCAAAGAGAAAAAGAGUAUUUGAGCACCAUGGACAAGUUCGACUUGGAAUGAUGCGCCAUCUUUAUGUGGUAGUAGAUGGAUCAAGAACAAUGGAAGACCAAGAUUUAAAGCCAAACAGACUGACAUGUACUUUAAAGUUGUUGGAAUACUUUGUAGAGGAAUAUUUUGAUCAAAAUCCUAUCAGUCAGAUUGGAAUAAUUGUAACAAAGAGUAAAAGAGCUGAAAAGAUGACAGAACUCUCAGGAAACCCAAGGAAACAUGUAACAUCUUUGAAGAAAGCUGUAGAUAUGACCUGCAAUGGAGAACCAUCUCUUUAUAACUCCUUAAGUAUGGCUAUGCAAACUCUAAAACACAUGCCUGGACAUACAAGUAGAGAAGUUCUAAUCAUCUUUAGUAGCCUCACAACUUGUGAUCCAUCUAAUAUCUAUGAUUUAAUCAAGACUUUAAAGGCAGCUAAAAUUAGAGUGUCUGUUAUUGGAUUGUCUGCAGAGGUUCGGGUUUGCACUGUACUGGCUCGUGAAACUGGUGGCACUUAUCAUGUUAUUUUAGAUGAAAGCCAUUAUAAAGAAUUGCUGACACAUCAUGUUAGUCCUCCACCUGCCAGUUCAAGUUCUGAGUGCUCACUUAUUCGAAUGGGAUUUCCUCAGCACACGAUUGCUUCUCUGUCUGAUCAAGAUGCAAAGCCCUCUUUCAGCAUGGCGCAUUUGGAUAGCAGUACUGAGCCAGGACUUACGUUAGGGGGCUACUUCUGCCCUCAGUGUCGUGCUAAGUACUGUGAGCUUCCUGUUGAAUGUAAAAUCUGUGGACUUACUUUGGUAUCGGCUCCGCAUUUGGCACGGUCUUACCAUCAUUUAUUUCCAUUGGAUGCUUUUCAAGAGAUUCCCCUCGAAGAAUAUAAGGGAGAAAGAUUUUGUUUUGGAUGUGAGGGGGAAUUGAAAGACCAACAUGUCUAUGUUUGUAGUGUGUGUCAAAAUGUUUUCUGUGUGGACUGUGAUGUUUUUGUUCAUGACUCUCUCCACUGUUGUCCUGGCUGUAUUCAUAAGAUUCCAACUUCUUCAGGAGGCAAGAGAAAAGGCACUAGGGUCACACAGAUUGGUGUUUAAAUCCUAACUGCAUAAUAUAAUUGCCCCACUGUUUACCCUUACUACUUGGAGUCAAACAACAGGAACCUGGAGAAGGCCUUGGACAGCAGAUUUCCUCCCCAGAAAAGCCUCAGGAU